GGCUUCAUAAUGAAUCUAUGUGAUGGAUGACUGCAGCAGCAGAAACUUUAAGCCUUUGAAUCACACAGGACCUGUUUAGAAAUCUACCGUCGGACAUGUGCUUCUGUACAUGUGUGUGCAGUGCUGUAGGGUCACGAGAAUGGGGAAAACACCUUCCAAGGAGAAAACACACAUGCACUCAUGCAUCUGCACAACACACGCAUACAGAGCUGCUUGCUGAGUGGUGAGAGAACAAGCUCAUGCUGUGUGGGACAAACUUGGAUGGAAACUUUUCCCAAACUUAAGUGUUCCAAUGGCUUGAAUUGGAAGAAAAACAACCCGAGUAAGAGGCGAGAGGAGUCCACCAUAUCUCUGCCACAUAAUUUGUGAAGUAUUAACAUGGGAUGAGCUCCUCACAUCAGUAAGUUAAGCUGUGUUCUAGUGUAUCCUGACUAAGACCCAAAUCAAACCCUGGCCUGUGAGCUUGGAGCCCGAACCCUGGAAGGCCAGGGGUGUCAGCGGGGAGAAGAUGCGAUGCACCACACUCACCACCCUGCUGACCGGGGUCAUGCUGUACCUGGGAAUGGGAGCACUUGUUUUUGUCACCCUGGAGACCCCUAAGGAGAGUGCAGCACAUGAACAUUUACUAAGGACCAAGCAAGACUUUCUCAUUAAUAAUUCCUGCGUCACAGAGUUGGACUUCCACAGGCUUGUGAAGGAAGUGGCAUCCGCAGUAGAUGCAGGUCUGGAUAUGAGCAGCCUUCCUGGCAACUUGACCACCCGCUGGGACUGGGCCUCUGCCUUCUUCUUCUGUGGUACCAUCAUCACUACCAUAGGCUUUGGGAACCUGUCACCUCGGACAUGGUUCGGACAGUUGUUCUGUGUGUGCUAUGCCCUGGUGGGCAUCCCCAUGUUUGGCAUACUGCUUGCUGGAGUGGGGGACCACAUGGGCACUGUACUACGGAGAGCUGUGGCCAAGAUUGAGACCCUCUUUUUGGUGAGAAUGAAACGUAAGGUCCGGCCCACGACUGUGCGUGUGAUCUCAGCAGUUCUCUCCAUCCUGAUUGGCUGUUUAAUCUUCCUUGCCGUGCCAACAAUUGUGUUUCAGAAAGUAGAAAAUUGGUCAUUUCUGGAGUCGCUGUAUUUUGUGGUCAUCACUCUCACAACUGUUGGCUUUGGAGAUUAUGUGCCAGGAGGAGCUUAUGAGGGUGGCAACUUCUUUAAGCCUCUGGUGUUGUUGUGGAUAGUGUUUGGGCUUGCCUACUUUGCUUCCAUUCUCACUAUGAUAGGCAACUGGCUGAGGGUGCUGUCUAAGAGGACUCGUGCUGAGAUGGAAGAGUUGAGGGCCCAUGCCACAGACUGGACUCAGAACAUGUCCAUGGACUUCCGGAUCCCAAACCCGCUGGAAUUCAAUGACCCUUUCCUUCUGCAGCGGCGGCGUUGGAAACGCAGUGAGCGUCGUCGCAUCCGCCGGGGGGCCCAGUGUACUCUGGGACACUGGGUUCGAGGGGGGUCUGAGAAUGGACACUUGCCAAAUCGCUGGACUGGCCUCUCCAGCUCCAUGAGCCAGCUGGAGGCUCACUCAUCUCUAGAGAGGGCUGCUGCUGCCAAGACCAGGCCACGGAUGAGUGUAGCUGGAGGGCCAACAAUCCCAAUAACAGUGCAAAGGAUCAGGACUGACCCUCCUGUUAGUGUACAGAGACAGAGUAAGUCCUUUCAUCACCUUUUGGCCCGCUCAUUCUCCCUCCCUGUGGCCCGCUCCACCUCCGAGCUGGAUUCAGCAGGCGCAGCCAUGCAGGAGGGGUCCCUGUCUGGGUCUGAGUCUGCAUUUGACUCCAGGUCAGAUGGCUCCUCACUGUCCUUGUCAUUCUCAGCACCUCACAAGCUCCAGCCUUGCAGUACCAUCAACAACAUAGAGGAAGGAGAAAUGAGAGUGGCACAAUUGAAUGCAGCACAAGAGAUAGAAAAACUGCUUCUGGCAAAGAACACUGAAUCUUUAGCAAACAGUGGCCACAAUCUCACACCUUCCCCUAGCCUUCUCCCUCUUCCCCCUUCACCCCUUCUAGUCCUUCCAUCCUCCUCUCAUGACACCCCCACCUCCUCCCCAGGCUGUGAGCUGCUGGAUUUCUUUGGAGAAAAUCUGGCAUAUAUUGACGAGUCCUCAGACACACUGAGUGACCGGACCCAGGCAGCAGCAAGCGAGGAGAAGAGAAGGCGGCCUCAUAAACCCAAGAGAAGGAGUAUGAGAAGGCAGCUGUCACACAGGUGGAGUCCUCAACAGUUGAGGAGGCCCAGCAGUGACUUGCAGCCACCAUCCAAUCCUCCAACACCACCCCCAGACUCCUUUCCCUCAGACCUGCCUUCAUCGGAGAUCCAGACAGAUUCAGCUCCUGCUCUUUGACGACCACCACACUCGCAGCACCGUGCCAAAGUCCAUAUGACAGAACUGAACAGCUCGCAGUGCUGUGGUUUUACAGCAGACUUAUCACUAUCAGCAAGUAGAAGAUCCACGCCUCAUGAAAUAACACCAUCAUGGUUUUCCAAGAUGUUGUAAUAUGAGACAUCAGACUCAGAAAAUCAGCUCAGAAAUUUAGCUUUGUUAGUUUGUGGCCAAAGCUAAGCUAACCUAACCAGUCACUGCUGGCAUGAUCAAACAGAAUCUUUUUUUUAAAUCUUCUUCACAAAGAGGGAAUCAGGCUCACUUUUAAAAUAGACCACACCUGGUGUGGUCAACAACUAAUCACAAGUUUCAGGGGUUUCAGGAGCCAGUUAAGCCAUUAUCCAGCUAUCGUCACAUGUAAUUUAAUCUUAUCUAAUCUGUUUUUAUUUUAAGCCAGUUUCUAUUAGAUGUAUUUAGCACUGAACCACAGAUGUAAACUGGCUAUAGAGGAUCUUAAGUGACUGAGCAGUGCAGGGUUUUACAGCUGUAUUCAACCACUAUGCUUAAAACAGAAAAAAUACAACUAAGCAAAUAACACAAGUAAAAACAAAUGCGAUUAAAAGGGAGAUCAGAGACAUAUUGUGUACAGUAAAUCAAAUAUCUUUUAAGUGUGAUUGUUACUUAGGACAUGUGUAAAAGCCAAAUUGAUCACAACAGAACGUGCCUGGACCUGGAAGGGAGACCACCCUAAAUUAAGGGGGAAAAAACUUAGAGGAAAACCUUGCAUUAGGUAGAGAACCUUAUCUGCAAGAGCACUACAAGAAUAAAAAAAAAUACACAGUAUGUCAUCUAUGCAAUCCUGUCUUCAGUAGCCUUUUAAGACUAAGGUUGUUCAAUAAUUCGAAGAAUAAAGAAAAGUGAGUCACUUUUUCCUUUAAAGGUGCUUUGAUUUGCUGAUUCACAAAACUGGUGUUUAAUAUUUUCAAAGGUUAAUAAAGGAAAAAAGAAAGAAGAGGAAAAAUCAGAUAGGAAUCUUUGAGCUCUUGCCUCCAGCAUAAAUAGGUCUUAAGUUACCAUAGCACGGGUAUGGCAAGUUAUUUGCAAGUUUACGGCGUGUUCUAUCUAUGAGCCUAUUAUUAUUAAAUAACCUGAAAUCACUUCUGGCUUAUAAAUUUUUCUCUUUGUUAUUUUUACAUUUCAAAUAGUGACAUGUUGAACAGUAGAAACAGCAAACAUUUAAAAGCUGGUACACAAUAUCUGAUCCACUGUACAGCAGCAGAUAUGAUAUAAUCUGAUCCUUGAGAGUCCUAAAUGAAUUCAGCUGUUGGUAAAUCAGGAUAAACAGUCAGUUCCUGGAUAAUCUAAAGCAGGAACUACUACACAAAGCUGUUGUGGCAUUAUGCCCUUCACCAAGGCCAGAAAAAGUAACUGGCUGAGCCCACACUCAGAUCCAGACUCCCACAUAUUUUGUCACUUGUUGACAGAAGACUGGAAGGAGUAAAAGAUGGCUCACAGUGGUGUGCUGAGGUUGACUCAUCGGCAAUAUUUUCUGUAAAAACCCUGGCCUAUGAAGAAUGGGUUUACUGUUCCUGUUUCUUUUCAUUCUUCUUAUUAAAUAAAAGAAAAAGGAGAGAGUGAGGAAGUUUCCUUGAACAUUUGCAAGUAACAGUUAUUACGAAUCUAAGAUCGAAGUUAAAACUAAAGCAACAUCUAUGAUGUGUGAUGAAAAAUACCUAUGUACUAUCCACCUGAAAUAAACAAUUCAAAUGGUUUGGAGGGGAUGGACCACUCUGGACCACUGGAGAGCACCUGAGUCUGAGUAGCAUGUAAAAAAACAGACUAAGGGACAAGCAGAAGUUAGUGAAAUGCACUGUAGUUACAACAAUAACAGAAGCUCUAGGCAAGCGAAUAUUACCAUCACUACCAACCCCUCUCAUAAAAAAUAAAAACAGGUUCAUCAGCAAAGAUACAAUUAUAAUAAAAAAAGUAAAUCUUGGUAUUGCUUAAGGACUUAAAAUGGAUGCAGAACGUUUCUUCUUGAUUGUUAAUUUGAAAAAAUUUUUUUGUUAACAUUGUGCAGCUAUUGUUGUAGCUAUAAGUUUUCUAAGCUAAUAUUGUGGUGUCGACCGACGGGUAUUAAAGCGAAAUUACUAAACUUUG
Molecule: messenger RNA, 4519 nt
Organism: Melanotaenia boesemani (Boeseman's rainbowfish)
Lineage: Eukaryota; Metazoa; Chordata; Actinopteri; Atheriniformes; Melanotaeniidae
Gene: kcnk4a
Product: potassium channel, subfamily K, member 4a
Exons: 9
Coding region: 509-2380 (623 amino acids)
Biological process (GO): stabilization of membrane potential; potassium ion transmembrane transport
Cellular component (GO): membrane
Molecular function (GO): potassium ion leak channel activity
Source: RefSeq, a predicted model, not a curated record